Leptopilina boulardi is the source of this 1674-nucleotide messenger RNA. RefSeq lists its product as uncharacterized. The record is from RefSeq and is a predicted model, not a curated record. Bases 1 to 1674 code for a protein of 557 amino acids. The transcript has 2 exons. Lineage: Eukaryota; Metazoa; Arthropoda; Insecta; Hymenoptera; Figitidae.
AUGGCUGAUAUAGAAACAGAAGACGUCAUAUCUGAUUUUAUAAGCACCUUUUAUACAAAUAUUCUAAAGUCAUCAAGAUCGAAAGAAAAUCCUCUACAGUACCUUGAAACACGUUUAGCCUCCUUAGAGACGUACUGGAAUAAUUUUUAUAAAAACCAUCUGGAAAUAGCUGUAAAUGAAGAUUAUUACACGACACCCUAUAUAAAGGAAAAUCAUUUUGAAGCAGUUGAAGAAGAGUACACCGCCACUAAACCUGCCAUAUUGCAGGAAAUAGAAAUUCUCAGACCUAGUGCUUCAAAAGCUUACUCGUCUGGUGAAAAGAAUAAUUACUCGACUAUUGGCCUGGAUAAAAGAACUGAAGAUAACAUCGUUCCUGAUACUCCCUUUAAACAUUUACCUGCUUUGUCUCUUUCACAGUUUACAGGUAAGCAGUUGGAGUGGGAGACAUUUCGGGACAUGUUCACGGCGAUGGUCCAUAGAACUAUACUCUCAGAUGUACAAAAACUUUAUUAUCUUAAGUCUUCACUUUCUGGAAAAGCUGCAGAAAGCUCAAAAAAUAUGCCGGUCAACGAUGCAAACUAUUCUAAAGCUUGGGCCAUGCUUAUGUCUAGAUAUGAUAACAAAAGGAUUUUACUUGCAACACACAUGUGGAAAUUACUCUCCUGUCCUCCUGCUGCAAAAAGGUCAGUAGAUGAGUUAUUACGUCUCCUUGAUGCUACUAACGAGUCUUUCAGAGCUUUUGAAAAUAUAGGUAGACCUGUUAAUGAAUGGGACGAUUGGUUUGUGCAUAUUCUAGUUCACAAAUUAGACCAUUCUACCAGGGAAGAUUGGGAAACAGUUUUACAAGACACUGAGGACUUUCCUACAUACACAAAACUCUCGUCCUUCAUAGAGAGUAGAAUUCGGGCUUUAGAAGCUGCUCGUCCAAAUGAUAAUCCUCAAGUUUCAAAGACUCCCAACAUCAAUUGUAGACAUCAUACCUUUUUACAUGAUACUCCACCAAACACACCUAACCAAAACGUGAGUACUUUAGUCUCUACUUUGUCAGGGUCUAGCUCACAAAUUAAUCAUUUGUCCGAUGCAUCAAGUUGUCAGUCUCAAAAAGGAAUUUUUGCUACAGCCUAUAUCAAACUUUCUUCUUACAGUGAUAGGUCCAUUAUAAUCAGAGGUUUCUUGGACUCUGGUUCCGAAAGAUCUUUGAUCACAGAACGAGUCGCACAGGCUCUUAAAUUAACUAAAGUAAAAUUCAAUGCUUCACUUAAGGGCAUAGGUGAUUCAUCGUUAGGAUCCUCUAAUCAUAAAGCUGAUUUGAUUGUGAAAUCUCCAAAGGAUCCUGAUUUUGAACUGCCAGUACAAGCACUUGUAUUAAAAUCUUUAGUUAAUCUAACUCUAAGACAUAAACAAGAUCACAGGAGUUGGUCUCAUCUUAGAGACCUUGAUCUUGCAGAUCCAAAUUAUUUCCGACCAGAUGAUGUACAUUGCGUGAUUGGUAUUGACCUGCUAGGUCACAUUCUUCUUCCUGGACUGAAAAAGGGUCCCUUCAACAGUCCUACUGCAUUACGAACAGUGUUUGGCUGGAUAUUCUUUGGUCAUUCCAAUCCUUCGACUAAUCACGAAGAAAAACAGUCUUUCUCUAUUCUUCAUGUCGAAGAGAGAGAUAUUAUCAAUGAUUAA